AUGGAAAUAAUUGAAUCUUCUUCACCUAUAUUUAUUGCUAUAGAUGAUGAGGAUGAGGCUAAUGAAAAUGAGACAAGCAGUAAUGAAGAACUCGAAUUUGUAUUAGGUAACAAAUUAUUCAUAAAAUUAUCAGAUGGGACUUUAUUACCUGCAAAAUGUAUUUUGCCUAAUGAUUAUUGUGUAAUUUUUAAAAUGCAAAGAGAAGCAGGUGCUGGCACUCAAUUAGCUAAUGCACAAGAUUUCAUCAAGCUUAAAGCCGAAUAUUCAAAACUAGCUACAAGAAAAAGUGAUGAGUCAAAUUUGGAUGAUAGUGAAGAUUAUGAAAGACCAAGCAAUGCAAAAAAAAUGAACCAAAUUUCAAGCUUCUUAUCUUUAUCUUCAUGUGACAAAGAUAAAAAUCUUAAGGAAUCACAUGUUGAAAUAAAUUUUACAAUGCUUUCUAUAUGGGCAAUAGACACGACUAAAGGAUUAGCUACAAUCGAAAAGUUUCUAACACAUCCACUUUUUUCCCAUUUUAAUACAUUACUUAAAAAGUCUUCGCAAGUUACUUUGCUGCAAGAAAAGCCAUCAGUUUUAUUAUCUUCAUUGUCAAGUAUGCAGCUACCAUUAUCAACUCAACCAAUUUUAUCAUCAUCAUCAUAUUUCCAAACACAAGUACUAUCAGGUUUGCUAUUACAAAUACAAGCACCAUUUGUUUUACUGUCGUAG
Molecule: messenger RNA, 708 nt
Organism: Dentiscutata heterogama
Lineage: Eukaryota; Fungi; Glomeromycota; Glomeromycetes; Diversisporales; Gigasporaceae
Source: the annotation of a GenBank genome assembly